CUCCAAGUAACGUCGCGUCCAAGCUGCUUUGCCGCUUCAAUUCUUCGUCCUUACAGCUGGUUAGCAUGUUUUCUACCUGCCAGUCCAUUCGCCGCUCAACCCGCAUCACAAAUCCUAGCCUUGUGCCAACACGUCAGAGAUUGAGGUCAAGAACAACAUCAGGCGGCAGCCAAGAGAGUGCAGCCGGGGAAAAGUCAUCUCCAUCAGAGUCAACAAGCUCAUUGGACAAUGAGGCUCAUUCUCUGACCGUCUUGGACGAGUCGAUAGACACAUCGGACGAGGAAUCUGAUUCAAUACCGGACUUGGAGGGCAAAGGCGUGGAAUCUGACACUGGUGAGAUUUGUGAGGUACAUAUGUACCAAGUUCGGUAUGUCUCUCGUGGUGAACGCAUUGUGCUUCAAGUUGGAUCCAGUAGUGAGCUCCAAUGGGACAAUAACCCGAGCCGUGAAGCUGCUCUUGUCGUCACAAAAUUCUACACUGUCUCAAAAAAACUGGAAAGUACUCGCCUAUCAAUCCAGUCGCCAUACAUCGAACAAGCGUUGCGAGACGUUGUUGGUAGCUACCUUGGUAUUAACUUCAAGACGAAAGGGGCUCUAAACAUAUUCGAUGAGCCGCGAUGUCUAUUCCAUUACUACGCCGACUUAGAAACAUACGCCACCGCCGCCCAGGAUGAAAACAUGCAGAAACAUGUUCGCUUCUGUCUGCGGUAUGUAGACAAGCUCCUUCGGGAAGAGAUCUCGAGCUUCAAGAAUAUGAUCGAAAACAACACGGCAUCGCCCGGCCUCGAGCAUCGUCACCUUUGGAUGGCAUUCAAGCCAGGAACUCUUUUAUAUCAAAUCUCAAUGGGACCGAAUUAG
Messenger RNA from Hyaloscypha bicolor E, 857 nucleotides. RefSeq lists its product as uncharacterized. NCBI's taxonomy places the organism in Eukaryota, Fungi, Ascomycota, Leotiomycetes, Helotiales, Hyaloscyphaceae. The transcript has a single exon. The coding region runs from base 66 to 857 and encodes 263 amino acids. The record is from RefSeq and is a predicted model, not a curated record.